AGUGGAAAAAGAGGACCAGCCCCUCCCAGUUUGGGUGAACAGAUUUGGGAUUAGUUAUCAGGCAGAAACCCACAAGCAAUUAACAGCUCUGACAUCAGGGGACAAGCAAAUAUAAAACACUCAGUUCUAAAAGAGGUUCAGCAGAGAAUCCCCUCAGGAGUUCAAGACCGAAUGUUAUCUACUCCUUGGUUUCUACACAAAGGGCUACAAACCAAAGCCUCAUCCUACACCCUUGCCUCAAGCAGGAUGAAAGCUCAGAAACUCCUCACUCUGGGGUACACUUUCUUGCCUCUGCUGUUUUUUCAGCAGGCCUGGGCUCAGUUCCCCAGAGAGUGUACCACCAUUGAGGCUUUGAGAAAUGGGGUAUGUUGCCCAGAUCUGUCCCCACUGUCUGGGCCCGGGACUGACCGCUGUGGCUUCUCCUCAGGGAGGGGCAGGUGUGAGGCCGUGACAGCAGACUCCCGACCCCACAGCCACCACUACCACCACGAUGGCAGAGAUGACCGAGAGGGUUGGCCCACACGGUUCUUCAACAGGACAUGCCACUGCAACGGCAAUUUUUCAGGACACAACUGUGGGACUUGCCGUCCUGGAUGGAGAGGACCUGCCUGUGACCAGAAGGUUCUCACAGUCAGGAGAAACCUACUGGACCUAAGUACAGAAGAAAAGAACCGUUUUGUACGGGCCCUGGAUAUGGCAAAGCGCACAACGCACCCUCAGUUCGUCAUUGCCACCAGGAGAUCAGAAGAAAUAUUGGGGCCGGAUGGCAACACACCACAAUUUGAGAACAUUUCCAUUUACAACUACUUUGUCUGGACACACUACUACUCAGUCAAAAAGACUUUCCUUGGGGCAGGGCAGGAAAGCUUUGGUGAAGUGGAUUUCUCUCACGAAGGACCUGCCUUUCUCACAUGGCACAGGUACCACUUACUGCAGCUGGAGAGAGACAUGCAGGAAAUGUUGCAGGAUCCUUCUUUCUCCCUCCCUUACUGGAAUUUUGCCACUGGGAAGAACACCUGUGACAUUUGCACUGAUGACUUGAUGGGAUCAAGAAGCAACUUUGAUUCCACUCUUAUAAGCCCGAACUCUGUCUUUUCUCAAUGGCGAGUGGUCUGUGAAUCCUUGGAAGAUUACGAUACCUUGGGAACCCUUUGUAACAGCACUGAGGGUGGGCCAAUUAGGAGAAAUCCAGCAGGAAAUGUGGCCAGACCAAUGGUGCAACGUCUUCCUGAACCACAGGAUGUCGCUCAGUGCUUGGAAGUCAGUUUAUUUGACACACCUCCUUUUUAUUCCAAUUCUACAAACAGUUUCCGAAACACAGUAGAAGGUUACAGUGAUCCCACAGGAAGGUAUGACCCUGCUGUCCGAAGCCUUCACAAUCUGGCUCAUCUAUUCCUGAAUGGAACAGGGGGACAAACUCAUUUAUCUCCCAAUGAUCCUAUUUUUGUCCUUCUACAUACUUUCACUGAUGCAGUCUUUGAUGAAUGGCUAAGGAGAUAUAAUGCUGAUAUAUCCAUAUUUCCACUGGAAAAUGCCCCUAUUGGACACAACAGACAAUACAAUAUGGUACCAUUUUGGCCUCCAAUUACCAACAUAGAAAUGUUUGUUACUGCUCCAGACAACCUAGGAUAUACUUAUGAAGUUCAAUGGCCAAGUCGGGAUUUUAGUGUUUCUGAGAUUGUUACCAUAGCAGUAGUUGCUGCUUUAUUACUGGUUGCAGUCAUUUUUAUGGGUGCCUCUUGUCUGAUUCGUGCCAGAAGCAACAUGGAUGAAGCAAACCAGCCUCUCCUCACUGAUCAGUAUCAACACUAUGCCGAAGAAUAUGAAAAAAUCCAGAAUCCUAAUCAGUCUAUGGUCUGAUGAUAGAUGACAUAUUCUCUUAUGCAUUAGUAUCAUAAAACCACUUGGUUCAAAAAUAAUAGAUGAGUUACUAACUACAGUGUCUUUCAUUCUGUUACUUCAUUCCUUAUGCAUGCACAUGUUGGAAUUAAAAGCUUAGUUAUUAUUUUCCAGAA
This is a messenger RNA of Phacochoerus africanus (Common warthog), 2015 nucleotides long. It is a transcript of the gene TYRP1, whose product is annotated as tyrosinase related protein 1. The record is from RefSeq and is a predicted model, not a curated record. The transcript has 8 exons. Gene Ontology annotation, molecular function: oxidoreductase activity. Gene Ontology annotation, biological process: melanocyte differentiation; melanosome organization. Gene Ontology annotation, cellular component: melanosome. Bases 172 to 1860 code for a protein of 562 amino acids. NCBI's taxonomy places the organism in Eukaryota, Metazoa, Chordata, Mammalia, Artiodactyla, Suidae.